Messenger RNA from Trichoderma harzianum CBS 226.95, 1380 nucleotides. RefSeq lists its product as hypothetical. Lineage: Eukaryota; Fungi; Ascomycota; Sordariomycetes; Hypocreales; Hypocreaceae. The record is from RefSeq and is a predicted model, not a curated record. Bases 1 to 1380 code for a protein of 459 amino acids. Gene Ontology annotation, molecular function: heme binding; oxidoreductase activity, acting on paired donors, with incorporation or reduction of molecular oxygen; monooxygenase activity. The transcript has 5 exons.
AUGAUCGGCGUUUGGGUGAUAGAAUGCGUCGACAUUAUAACGAUUUUGGGGGUCGGCGAUCGUCAUCAAGGGGAGCAUCCAUCUCAACAGGAAAUCAAAGCAUACAAACGAGCUCCGACGUCCGAUCUGAAUCUGGAUGGAGCAAUUGAAGAUAAUCUUCAGAUCAGAUAUCUUCUCGGCCCUCAAAUACGACAGAACUCAUACCACAUCGAAUGGACGCGCGACAGCCUCACCCCCCUCAUGCCGUCCAUCUUGGACUGGCUACACGAGGAAGUCGCAGACAGUUUGGACCAGGCUCUGGGCAAAGAUAACCAUGACUUCCAGAAAGUCAAAAUCUUUCCAUUUUCGCUCUCUUUGAAUUGCAGAAUCGCGGCUAGAAUCGUAGUGGGAAAGCCUUUAUGCCGGGAUGUCAAGUUCCAACAUCUUUGCGAGCAGCAUUCUCAGUUGCUGGUUGUGCUCAGCAUGAUUCUCAAGCUUCUUCCAGCCUGGUGCAAGCCUCUGGUCGUGAGAAUGUCGCCUAUACGGGGAAUCCAGCGUCAAAUUACUGACUUGGUUCGGCCGUUGGUGCUGGUAAGCUACAGGAAGCUGAAGCAAGGCGAUCAAGAUUCUAAAGGGACUGCAAGUGAACCACCCGAAGAGCAGUCAUUAAUGGAUUCUCUUGUUCGCACGGCUGUAUCUAGGACGCCGUCUUUGACUGCUGAAGAGGACAUUGUCCACGAAAUCACUAUGCGAUUUCUGAGCAUCUUAUUCCUCUUUUCGGGGAGUCCGACACUGACGGUUGCGAACAUGGUUCUUGACCUUGUCAGCGAGCCACGGGAGCUAUACUUCGAUGCUCUACACUCAGUGAUAACGUCUGUAGUCGAAAAGUACGGCGGCAGAUGGACGUUGGAGAAUAUCAAGGAACUUGACCUCACAGACAGCUUUAUUAAAGAGUCGAUGCGCUUACGUCCAGCAGCUUUUACCAUCGCCGGCCGCAAAGUCAUCAAUCCUCAGGGAUACACUCUCCCAGAUAACUCAGCCACCGUGCCAUUUGGCUCCUAUUUGACUCUUCCCAUGUACGCCAUACAUCAUGACCCAAACCACUACCCUCCUCGAACUGAAGACGGGUCCGAAUUCGAUGGUUUUCGGUUCAAGGCUACGGAGAACAAUGAAGCUGUGCCACUUGUGGGAAGUAGUGAAACAUUUCUGUCUUGGGGUGCCGGCCGUCACAUCUGUCCCGGCAGAUUUGCAAGUGCUGCCAUACUCAAAAUGUGCCUAGCUGAACUGAUCCAAAAAUGCGAUUUCAAGCCUCGUAAUCGGAUAUCCGAUGUCACGUUUGCGAAUAUUUAUGUACCGAGCAAGACACUGACGGUGGAGAUGCGGAGGCGGAACUCAGCGUGA